AUGCGGACGGUAAAUCGCGAAAAGUCCAUUGUUCUGCAGUGCACCUGUGGUGUUGGUCUGCCAAGUUUUGGACUCGAUUUUUUAUCGGCUGGCUUCUUACUCAUUAUUAGAAGCGAUUUUCUCAUCUCCUGCCUGGCUAGUUUUGGACAUGAAGCAUCACUGAGCAAUGAUAUUAAAGUAGCGGAGAACCUGGAGACGUCACAAGUGCUUGAUGAAGCUCAGAAUUCUGAACAGAAGCCAGGUGAGAGCGGAACUACACGGACGGUAAGAGAUGAGGCCAUCCUGCAGUGUAUCAAAAUGACACUUGAAUGUCUGCCAUCGUACACACGACAGAAACCUCAUGUUGAUAUUCUUCGUUAUGUGUUUAUAACCAUUUUCGAUAAGUGUUUCGAUAAGCGUCCAACUGAACGUGGUCAGUCAUAA
Messenger RNA from Angiostrongylus costaricensis, 423 nucleotides. Lineage: Eukaryota; Metazoa; Nematoda; Chromadorea; Rhabditida; Metastrongylidae. The record is from the annotation of a GenBank genome assembly.